This is a messenger RNA of Anopheles stephensi (Asian malaria mosquito), 5857 nucleotides long. It is a transcript of the gene ich, whose product is annotated as ichor. Bases 1542 to 3491 code for a protein of 649 amino acids. The transcript is spliced from 6 exons. NCBI's taxonomy places the organism in Eukaryota, Metazoa, Arthropoda, Insecta, Diptera, Culicidae. The record is from RefSeq and is a predicted model, not a curated record.
UCUAUGCGUUUGCGUCCGUGCGGUUCACGUGCGCAUUAUUUUGGUUUUGGCCUGUCCCGUCCCGUGUGUCAGCACCGUCGCCACCGCCGUCAUCGUCGUCGUCGUCGUCACCGCCAGCACCCUUGACCGUACUGUCGCUGUCGUCAUUGCAGUUCGCAGGACUUCCAGUGCAAUUAUGACAGUGACAUAGGUACAUCGUACAGUGUUCACAAUACAGUGAGUGAUUAAAAGUGAGUUCCAAACCAAGUUCCGGUUGCGCGCGUGAAGUUCAUCACCCAACACAACAUUAUCAACACGCGCCAACUAUUACACGCAAGUGAUAGUAUUACAUCGUUUUACGCAAAAAAAAAUAAAAAUAAAAAAGAAGUGCAUUUCUUUAACGGAAGAACCGUUCCAAAGUGAGCUCCAAAGUAGGAGCAAGAAGUGUCUGAAGUGCUAGCUGCCUGUGUGCAAAUCGUCGCAGCAUUCGUCGAAAAGUGUUACGAGUACAGCAACGCCGAUCAUCUGUGUGGUCCUGCAGCACGCGUCUUUCCCUCCCCCACCCCUCUUCACCGUGACCUUUCCGUCUGUAAAUACUGCACAUUCUGCCGUAUGAUUUGGAAAUUCCUCAAAAGAACGUUUAGUUUCAGUUUUGUUCGGCUGACAGCCUGAAACUUCUUCUAUCACCACUACCUCCUGUUCUAUGCGUCCUUGUUGGCCUUCUUCCUUCUUAUGACCGAAUUUAAGUGGGCUUUCAUUGUAAUUGGAUCUGUACAGAACACGAUUUUAAACCAUUCACCCCAAAGCCAAAGGAGGUGAACAUCGAUAGAGAAAAAAACAAACAAACACUCCACCAUCUAUGCAAAUACUCUCUUCCAAAUCUUCUAUCAUCGAACUAUCGUAAACGAUUUGCUUUGCCCCGACCGUGAAAACCCCUCGAGCCGUCGGCUGUUCCAAAACAAAAAAAAAGCUCCCGAAAAAUGUACGACAUCGCCUAGUGUAAGACAUCGUAGAGCAGUGAGUGUGAUUAAAUACUUUUACCCCAGUCGAAAGUACGCGCAGUACAGAUCACGCACGCCAAACCUUUGAACCGUUCCGCUGACGAUGGAUCGUAACCGUACUACACGGAUGCCGAGGGCGAUAUCCUUCCACCGCUGGAGUUUAACUGCUUGACUGAAGGGUGACGUAUCAACGUCGGCUCGAGCUACGAGACAAAAUAAAACGCGUCCUCAGCGUAGGAAGGCCGAGACCAUGCACGAACAGCUUCGGAUGCGAACGGAGAAUCUUCAACGGAGCAUAUUUUACGGGCGCACGUACGUUGCCUAGCGCAUAGCAUAGUGCACCAGGGUACCCUAGUGGGGUACCUAGUCUUCAUCACAGGCAGCAAGCCCCUAGCCUCGCCAAACCACACGCUACAAGAGCGACGUCACUUUUGAUUCAAUCUAACAACAACUACUUCCAAACCCAUCAACCAGUUCGGAAGCGAUCGCACGGAUAUUCACGGAGAAUCGCCAACGCGAGAGGCGUCGCAUGCGACAACGCCUGCACCUAACGCCAGCCCCAUGCACAUCGAGAGCAUGGUCAACUGCAAGAUGAGCUCGCAGAACGAUUCGGUCGAGGUGGAAAGUCUACUGAUGAGCCCCUGCUGGAACCAGUCCACCAGCGUCACCGAUCAGUACCUGCUAGACGGCCACAAGCUACUGCUCGAGGCCGAACUCGACUCACUGCCGAGCGAUGGCGAAACGCAAAAGAGUUCGAUGGAUGUCCUAGAGAACCUGCUGCUCAACUCGGCCGCUUCCAUCGCGAGCAACGGUGCAAACGGCCACGGACACUCGAACGGUCACAUAGGAGGAGGAGGUGGUGGUGGUGGUGGUGGCGGAGGAGGAGGAGGAGGAGGUCUCGGGAAUGGUGAUGUGAAGCCGCUGCCUUCGUUUACCUCCUUCAACACUGGUCACCUCUCGAUCAAUGGUAUCUCGGGCUACCAUUAUACGGCGAUCGCUCAACGCUUGCCGGAGGAGAACAACAACUACACCCAGAACUCGUACACGAGUGCAGCUACCAGCGGGUCCAGCCAUCUGGGAGGUAACAGUGGGACCACGAAUGGCAACGGAAACGGUACCGGAAAUGGAACCAGUGUCGGUUCGACCGGUAGCGACAACAACAUCGUUUCGUCCACAUCAACCUGCCUGCCCGACUCGGUACUGAAUCCGGACGGUUCAAGUGCGGACAAUGGUGGCGCGGCGUGCAGUUUGGCGGACGUGAAGCUCUUCUCCGAUGGGUCGCUUGACGGUACCAAAAUCUACAGUGCACCUGCCGACAGCUGUGUCAUGAACGGGGCCGAUUCGGUGUCCGGUGCGCGGAUAUUCGUCGACACGAAGGAGCUGUCCGAGUACGACAUGAGCUCGAUCGAGGACAUUGCGGCGAUCAUCGGUUCUGCGAUCGCUGACACGACCGUGCCAAGCAGUAAGGUCGAGAAGGAGGAUGGCAAUGAUACGCGCGACUCCUGGAUGGAUCUAGACGCGUGGAUCGAGGGCACCUGUACCGGUGUGCCGGACGGUGGUAAGCUAAUCGUGACGCAGCAGGACUCGCUCAGCGAACUCAUACUGCCGAGCUCCCCUGUACAUACCUCCUCCGGUACCAGCUCCACCCUGCAGAGUCUGCUGACGCACGGGUACAUGCCUCUGCUACAGAACCGACUACAGCACGGACCGCCGAUCAAACUGGAAGCGCCCAGCUCAACCUCGUACUGCGGCGAGCUGAUAUCCACCUCUACUAGUCCACCCGGCUCGGUCGUCUCGACCUCCACCGACAAUCUCAUACUCAACGGCAGGUACCUGCAGGGACAUCACCACCAUCAAAACGGACAUCACUUCGGGCUCGGGUCCAUGGGUUCGCUCACCAAACCGGACGGUCUCUGCAGUCCCGAGCUCGGCCUGAGCAACUAUCCCCACACGACCACUACCACCUCGACGUCCUCCUCGAGCGCUAGCAACUCCCCGACGACACCAAAAAGCAAACGGCGCAACCACAAACAGCAGUCGAAGCAACCGGGAACGCUCGUACCGACGCCUAACGGUGGCCUCUCUGCCCAGCAACACCAGCAACAACAACAACAACAACAACAACAACAACAGCACCAUCAACAGCAGCAACAGCAACAGCACCAUCAACAGCAGCAGCAACACCAGCAACAGCAACAACACCACCAACAGCAGCAGCAACAACAGCAGCAGCAUCAGCAGCAGCAUCAGCUUAACGCUCAGUCGCAGCAGGCCGCAGCACUUAGCUUCCAGGCGGCGAACGAUCUCAGCGGGCUUCUCGGCAAGGAGAAACCGGUCCACCGGUGCAACAUCUGCAACCGGGGUUUCCUUAACAAAAGCAACAUUAAGGUCCACCUCCGGACGCACACGGGCGAGAAGCCUUUCCGCUGUGAGGUCUGCGCCAAAGCCUUCCGCCAGAAGGCACACCUGAUCAAGCACCAGCAGAUCCACAAACGGAUUGGGCGCGAUUGACCAUCAGAGACGGUGCCGUCGAGGAGUUCGUCCGGUUCGCGCAAAGGCAAACGAACGUCGGACGAUUCCGAGUACAGCACCGUCACCGACGAGUAUCAUCCCAACGGCGACCGGCACAACAUUGCAUCCGACCUGGACCUAGAGGAGCUGGACCUCGACAUGGAGCUGGAGCAGGAUCAAUCGAAUCAGCGGUACCAUCGAACCUACGUACCGUUCGUAUGAGCUGCGUGGCUCGCAUUGAUCGUGUUCAGGCGGAAGGAGUCUGCGUACUCUCAAGCACCCGGGUUGGGCAGCACUGUGCAGCCAAUGUCAAAGAAACAAAACACGUUAACACUCGUACCUCAGGAGAUUAGUGAUGUAGUUGCUGGGAGGAAGAUUCUGCAAUCCAUUCUGCUUUUCAGCUGAAUGUGGGCCCCACCCUGCCACAAGGACGGCCCGGUUCCGGUGUGUACAUAUAGAACGGAUGGUGUUACACCGAUGCAACGGAAGCACUCGUAACACUCAAACAAAACAUAUUUAUUUCCUUCCGGCAUUGAUUCCCGGCGUUUACACCUAUCACUAUUGGCAACACGUUGCUGUCAAAGCUUUUUUUGAGAGUGACCGCUGUUGAUCCGUGUGCGGGAAGAGCAGAAUAGAGUUAGGGCUGUUGGUGGAUGUAAUUUAUAUCUAUAACAAAUGUACGAUGUAACGCUAAGCUAGAUAUUUAUUCUUUAACUCCAACAUCAGCUGUUGGUCUUUUAGGGCUUGCUGCAGAUCAACCUUUCUAGAAGGUAAGCGAUAGUAACGGUUAGGGCAUCGUCUUUCAUGCACGAAGAAACCAUACUUCUAACAGUUUACUGUCACGAUAUGCAGAUGGACAGACUGGGGACGGUGUGACAGUGCGAAACGGGAACUAAAGAUUUGUUAUUGUUACUGGUUUUAUAAAUGUUUGUUUGUAUUUUUUAAUUCCCGUUCGCUGUCACAUCUGUACUCUUCUUCCAUUUGUUCAACUUAUAUUAGUAUCGUCCAUUAGAGUUUCUCGUGCAAAACGUUCAUUCCAAAAAUGCUCCUCCCUCUAACGAAAAAGGAAAGAAUUCCAAUUGCAUAGGUACGAUGUAAGUUUCUACCACUCUUAGUUCGCGUUAGUUCUAGUUCACAAAACUGUGCGACGCCUUCAGUACCUUCGCUUAGUAAUAAUUGUAAUAAACGCAAACACUUAAUACGGACGCAACAAAACUCUGUCUUCCUUAUAGUUAAUUGAUACAAAACACCAAUCUGUACAGGUUCGGUUCGGUUCGGAAGCGAGAACAAGCUGUGGUGUACAUAGGAUUGCACCCGAACGUGGAACGCUGCGUGGAGGUAAACAGUAUCGAUAGGUGUGCAUUGUAAAGCUAGCGUGCUAGAGAAAAACGCGACAAAGCCGGAACGGUACGGUCUAUUGAUAGAACAAUAUAAAAAAAAACACGCAACAUCAGCUUUUCGAAGUCAACGAUUCUUCGGGCGCCAUAAACUUCACUUAACCGUCUACGUUACGAUUCGACGUUCGGCUGUCAGAUAAAGAUUAGCGCAAAAAAAACUACACGUGUAGGGUACAGUAGAGCUAACAAACUGGGAUGUGGGAAAUUAAAAUACGAUCGGUUAACUAUUCAUACACUAGCAGUAAGCGUCUGAGUGAGUGUAUGUAUAGGUGUAUGAGAGUAUGAACGGGGCAGGCAAGCGACAAAUGAUGCGACGGUAGGCAGGCGGAAAAGGCCGACAGGAGAAGAAAUAAAAACAUGUGCAAUUUUUAACUUUAAUCAUAUCCACUUCUUAAGUAGGUGUGCGAAUACGUUACGUUAAUUUUCUUAUAACGUUCUUCUUUCUUUACUUUCCGCUGUGUGUGUCUGUCUGUUUGCUGGCAGCUGCACUUUUUCCACCUAGAGCGACCUAGAGCGAUUCUUGCACUCGAGUGUAGCAAACGAAUGUUAGACAGUCAUUGUGACACUUGCUGCUACGUAUAGCUUAACCCUUAACCUGUGAGAUAGACACUUACAUCCUUUUCGACCUCUCUUCAGCUCCUGUUUCUUGUGUUACUCUUAGUUCGGUAGGGAUGUAUUGUAAAGAAAAAAUCGACACAUAUUACAACACGCACACAAUCACGUACACACAAGCCUGCAAAGCUACAAGCUUGAGACAAGCGCCGGCGUAGGAUGUAAAGCAGUGUAAAGCAGUUUCCCGCGGUAGGCGAUAGCGUUAAUAGGAAAAGUUGUGUUAGCCUGGUAAGCGAUCUUUCCGACAGUCUCCAAAGCGGAACGGACUCAUCUAUAUAAAUGUAUUAAUAUGGACACGCAUAAAGAAGAAAUAAAAUCAAUCUUACCUACAGUUAGGAGAUGCAUGCAAGUUUUGAA